Polypterus senegalus (gray bichir) is the source of this 2664-nucleotide messenger RNA. RefSeq names its product serine/threonine-protein kinase PAK 2. Lineage: Eukaryota; Metazoa; Chordata; Cladistia; Polypteriformes; Polypteridae. Gene Ontology annotation, cellular component: cytoplasm. Gene Ontology annotation, molecular function: ATP binding; protein serine/threonine kinase activity. Gene Ontology annotation, biological process: intracellular signal transduction; regulation of axonogenesis; regulation of MAPK cascade. The transcript is spliced from 16 exons. The record is from RefSeq and is a predicted model, not a curated record. Bases 584 to 2161 code for a protein of 525 amino acids.
ACAUGUUUCGGGGCGAGAAGUGGCACGUUUCAAGUUUAGAAGAACUUCAUUUCCCGCCGCUCCCAUAAACCACGUACACGCGCUGAAUGCUCGUUUUUAAUUUUCCAACUGUGUAUUAUCUACCAGGAUAUUUUUUGCGACUCACUAGGGAAAACAGGUGCUAAGUAACGUGGAAAGGCAACGGAAGGUAACGGACUUUUCUGAGUGAAACUUGGGUGUUUAGGCUGGGCUAACAGUUCCGCUUCCCCUCCGCCAUUGUGCUCUGUCGGUGGUUGCUUCGGUCCGAGAGUGACAGAGAAGAGGCAAUUGUAGCGAAAGUUCUGGCUACCCCUUACUGAAGAGACGCCUAACUUGGAAAACGCAGGGGAGACGUGUUAAUUUCGGAGCGGCGUUGCCGGCUGGGAGGAGGAGCCGCUGCCAGGACUUCGGUGGAACUUUGAAGGCAUUGAGUUUCGCCCGGUAGGAAGUUAGUAGCGACCUCCUGUUUCUCCUAAAGCACCAACCAGAAAUUCAGGUGAAAUCGGCAGCGAGAGAAGGCAUUCUUUCUCUCCCUCUUGUUUUUCUUGGGUGUCUUUUCCCUAUCAUGUCUGAUAACGGAGAGCUGGAGGAUAAGCCGCCUGCACCACCAGUUAGGAUGAGUAGUGCCAUAUUCAGCUCAGGUGGGAAAGACCCCCUUUCUACCAACCACAGUUCUAAGCCUCUGCCUUCUGUACCAGAAGAGCGCAAACCCCGCAAUAAAAUCAUCUCCAUCUUCUCCACAGAAAAGGGUGGUAGGAAAAAGGAGAAAGAGCGUCCAGAGAUUUCACCACCAUCCGACUUUGAACACACCAUUCAUGUUGGUUUUGACUCUGUCACAGGGGAGUUUACUGGUAUGCCGGAACAAUGGGCACGACUGCUUCAAACGUCCAACAUCACCAAAUCUGAGCAAAAGAAAAAUCCGCAGGCAGUCUUGGAUGUUCUCAAAUUCUAUGAUUCAACCACUGAUACAGCAAAGCAGAAAUACCUCAGCUUCUCAGCCUCAGACAAAGAUGGUUUCCCUUCAGGAGUUCAAGCACCUACAAAGAAGGGGACUGAACAGUCUGCUAUAAAUGCUUUUAAUGAGGAAGAGGAUGAUGAUGAGGAAGCACCACCUCCUGUUGUAGCACCUCGGCCAGAGCAUACCAAGUCUGUAUACACACGCUCCGUCAUUGACCCAACCCCUGCACCUGUUCCUCAUAGUGAUGGAGAUGCUAAAGGAAUUGACCGACAGAAGAAGAAGGCUAAAAUGACUGAUGAAGAGAUCAUGGAAAAAUUGAGAACUAUAGUUAGUAUUGGAGAUCCUAAGAAGAAAUAUACCAGAUAUGAGAAGAUUGGUCAGGGAGCAUCUGGUACAGUAUUCACAGCCAUUGAUGUUGCUACUGGACAAGAGGUUGCCAUUAAACAAAUAAACUUGCAAAAACAACCAAAGAAGGAGCUUAUCAUCAAUGAGAUUCUAGUCAUGAAAGAACUGAAGAAUCCAAACAUAGUCAAUUUUUUGGACAGUUUUCUUGUGGGUGAUGAACUCUUUGUGGUAAUGGAGUACCUAGCUGGAGGAUCCCUAACAGAUGUGGUGACAGAGACCUGCAUGGAUGAGGCUCAAAUUGCUGCUGUGUGCAGAGAAUGUUUACAAGCUCUGGAGUUUCUGCAUGCCAAUCAGGUGAUCCACAGAGACAUAAAAAGCGACAAUGUACUACUUGGGAUGGAUGGCUCUGUGAAGCUCACUGAUUUUGGCUUUUGUGCCCAAAUAACUCCUGAACAGAGCAAACGCAGUACGAUGGUUGGCACACCAUACUGGAUGGCACCAGAAGUUGUGACGCGGAAAGCUUAUGGUCCUAAAGUGGACAUAUGGUCUUUGGGGAUCAUGGCCAUUGAAAUGGUUGAAGGCGAACCACCAUACCUCAAUGAAAAUCCUCUAAGGGCUUUGUAUCUUAUUGCCACCAAUGGAACACCAGAAUUGCAGAAUCCUGAGAAACUAUCUCCUAUUUUCCGGGAUUUCCUUAAUCGUUGCCUUGAAAUGGAUGUGGAGAAAAGAGGGAGUGGCAAAGAGCUUCUUCAGCAUCCAUUCUUAAAACUGGCAAAGCCUUUAUCUAGCCUGACACCACUCAUCCUUGCAGCAAAAGAAGCAAUGAAAAGUAAUCGCUAGAAUCAACAUGGCCUUCCAAGAGGCACAAGCCCAGAGAACACCAUCUCUAACCUUAGAUGGCCAUCUACCCCACUUCUCUGCAAACAGAUUGGUGUCACUGUAGCAGGGGAAGAAAAAAGACUGAGGGGUGUCACUUGUGGACUUGAUAAUCCGUUACUGUUCUGUGAUAUUUUUUCCUUUCCUUUUCUGUUCAACCUAGGCACCUUCAUGUAUUUCACCUCUUAAUUUUCUUUUGAUACGCCCACCCUGUCUGCCACUAAAAAUUAGGAAACAAGUGGCGGUUUUUCAAAUCUACUGGUCUUGAAGGAGUUGCAGCAAAUGUGCUACAACUGAAAUUGUUCUUCUCUGUUCUAGUAUCUUGUCCUUUACUCCUCUUUUGCUUCCUCUCCCUUUAAUGAAAUAGAGCAAAAAGAAACAAAUUUACUGUAAAGGGUGAACUUUUUCUUUCUAAUUCACUGGGACUUGGGAGACUAAACUCCCAGUUUUUUAAUUGUUUUGUAUAU